AAGAUAUGAAGGAGGUUGCAAUCGAGAGCCUUGUUGUUUUCCCUUUAUCGAUUUUACUAUUAUUAUUGUUCAUUCUCAUAUAUUAUUCUUCUUUUAUCUUUUUUACGUUUUUUCCCACAAUAAUUUGUGGGUUAAUAUAAGUUAGUAAUCUAAAGGGGGAGAAAAGGGUUAAUAUGUUUUGUGGAAAGCCCUAAUUUUCGUUUUUUUGUUUGUGUUGUUGUAUCCUCUCUCAUUGUUCUUGCGGCCGUUUGUUUCUGGGUCUGUCUCUCUCUGUUUGUUCAAUCUUUUUUCAUGGAGAUGGGUUCUGAUGAAGAAGAUCAGAUCAAGAACGUUAAUGGUAACGAGAAUAAGAAGAAAAAGAUUGAUACUUUGAAUAACAAGAAGCGUCAGAUGAAAACUCCCUUUCAACUCCAAACUCUGGAGAAAGUUUAUGCAGAGGAAAAAUAUCCAUCAGAGGCGACGAGGGCUGAGUUGUCUGAGAAGUUGGAUUUGUCUGAUAGACAGUUACAGAUGUGGUUUUGCCACAGGAGGUUAAAGGACAAGAAGGAUGGCCAGGUCAAGAAACCGGUUCAACCGGCUGCUCCUGCUUUGUCUUCGGUUAAUGAGCUACCGGCUGCUGGAUCUGGUUCGGGUUCUGGCUCAGGCUGCAGCCCUUAUUUGGAGUCAAAGAGGAACUUUGAGAGUGGUAGUGGUAGCUCUGGAGAUGAAUUGGAUGAAUAUGAGACAAUGGGGAAAGGUGUGUACGAGCCACCACGGUUGUCUGUGAUGGUUCGUAGAGCCAUUGCUUGUAUUGAGGGUCAGUUAGGAGAGCCAUUGAGAGACGAUGGACCGGUACUUGGCAUGGAGUUUGAUGCAUUGCCUCCUGGUGCUUUUGGAACACCUAUAGGAAUGCAGGAGCACCAAGGUCAUCCAUAUGAGAGCAAAAUGUAUGAGUCACAUGAUGUCCGACAUCGAAGAUCUGCUCCUCGUUCUUUCAAUGAGCAACAAUCACUGGAUGAUCCGUCUUCCUACACACCAAAGAUGUCUGGGCGGUACUCUGAAAGUCAAGCACGUGGCAUGGACUAUGAAACUUCACGAUCUAAGAGUCCAUCAUAUAUGCAUGGGAAUGGGCCUCUACCAAGGUCUUAUGGUACACAUGGAUAUACAUCUUUCAACGGUUCUACAUCUCAACAAGACAUGCCUAGCCCCAUUGUCCCAUCAGCUCAUGGUGAUAGCUUAAAGAUAAACGAUGGUAGAGUCGGUAGAGGGAGUGGACAAAAAGAUCCUGAGAAGCUAGAAAUUCAGAGGAAAAAGUAUGAAGAACGCAUGAAAAAGGAGAUGGAAAGGCAUGAGCGUGAGAGGCGUAAAGAAGAAGAGAGGUUGAUGCGUGAAAGAAUAAGGGAAGAGGAAAAGUUACAGCGCGAACAGCGACGUGAAAUGGAAAGACGAGAAAAGUUUCUACAGAGAGAAAACGAACGUGCGGAGAAACAGAAGCAAAAAGAUGAGAUUCGCCGGGAGAGAGAUGCUAUAAGACGCAAGAUUGCCAUUGAGAAGGCAACUGCACGUAGAAUUGCUAGAGAGUCUAUGGAUCUAAUUGAAGAUGAGCAGCUAGAGCUGAUGGAUUUGGCUGCUACUAGCAAAGGAUUGUCCUCGGUGUUACAGCUUGAUCAUGAUACGUUGCAAAACCUUGAACUGUAUAGAGAUUCUCUGAGCACAUUUCCACCAAAGGCUUUGAAACUGAAAAUGCCGUUUAGCAUUUCUCCAUGGAAGGAUUCUGAGGAAAAUGUUAGAAGCCUUCUAAUGGUUUGGAGAUUCCUAAUAUCAUUUUCUGAUGUUCUAAACCUUUGGCCUUUUACCCUGAAUGAGUUUAUUCAGGCUUUUCAUGACUAUGACUCAAGAUUACUGGGGGAGAUACAUAUUACACUUCUGAGAUCAAUAAUACGAGAUAUUGAAGAUGUUGCUAGAACACCUUAUAGUGGAAUUGGAAAUAACCAAUAUACUACAGCCAAUCCUGAGGGUGGUCACCCCCAGAUAGUUGAAGGGGCUUAUGCAUGGGGCUUUGACAUUCGUAGUUGGAAAAAGCAUUUGACCCCACUAACAUGGCCUGAGAUACUGCGCCAAUUGGCACUCUCCAGUGGAUUUGGGCCUAAGCUGAAGAAUAAAAAUUCCCCUGUGACACAAACUGCUCAGAAGGAUGAGGCUAAAGGUUGUGAAGAUAUCAUUUCUACUAUUCGCAGUGGUUCAGCUGCUGAAACUGCUUUUGCAUCAAUGCUGGAGAAAGGGUUACUGGCUCCACGCAAGUCGAGGCAUCGGUUGACACCUGGAACUGUCAAAUUUGCAGCCUUGCAUGUUCUGUCUCUUGAGGGAAGCAAGGGUCUGACACUGUUAGAACUUGCCGACAAGAUUCAGAAAUCUGGACUUCGGGACCUGAGCACAAGCAAGACACCAGAGGCUUCUAUCUCUGUUGCAUUGACAAGAGAUGCGAAGCUCUUCGAAAGAAUAGCCCCUUGUACUUAUUGUGUACGAGCUCCUUAUGUGAAGGAUCCUGCGGAUGGAGAGGCAAUACUCACAGAUGCUAGGAAGAAGAUAAAGGCAUUCGAAAAUGGAUUUAUCGGUCCAGAAGAUUUGAAUGAUCUUGAAAAGGAUGAAGACUUUGAAUGUGAUGUUGAUGAGGAUCCUGAGGUUGAUGAUUUAGCCACUCUGGCAAGUGCCUCUAAAGGUACUGAUCUUGGUGUAGUGAAUGGUUUGUCUGGAAAGGGAGAGGAAGAUGCUAUGUCCUGUGAUGUUAAAGCAGACGUAAAGAAUGAGGUGGAUAAUAAUAAUAAUAAUGAUGAUGUGGUUGAAGAUAGCAACCAGGGCCAAUCAUGGAUUCAAGGUCUUACAGAAGGGGAUUAUUGUCAUCUAAGUGUUGAAGAGCGCCUUGAGGCCCUUGUUGCUUUGAUCGGCAUUGUCAAUGAAGGAAACUCCCUCAGAGCUAGUCUUGAGGAUCGUAUGGAAGCAGCAAAUUCUCUUAAAAAGCAAAUGUGGGCUGAAGCACAGUUAGAUAACAGCUGCAUGAGAGAUGUACUUAAGCUUGACAGAGACCCUUCUCAACUUAUGAUUGAAUCAAACCAAGAGGCCGCUCAAGAUAAUUGUUUUUCAAAGAGAUCACGCUCACAGUUAAAAUCAUAUAUAGGCGACAAAGCAGAAGAAGUGUAUCCCUACAGAUCUUUGCCCCUUGGACAAGAUCGGCGACACAACCGUUACUGGCAUUUUGCUGCAUCAGCAUCUAAAACUGAUCCUUGCUCGGGGCUUAUAUUUGUUGAGCUCCAUGAUGGCAAGUGGCGCCUCAUUGAUUCAGAAGAGGCUUUUGACACUCUGGUUGCGUCACUGGAUAUGCGUGGGAUCAGAGAAUCUCAUUUACGCAUAAUGUUGCAAAAGAUUGAAGGAUCAUUUAAAGAGAAUGCUUGUAAGAGUGUUGUGAAUCAUUCUCCUGGAGAUUCUGUGAGCCCAUCUAGUGCUGUUUUGGGGUCUAAUUCUGAUUCGAUGGAAACUUCAACUUCUAUCAGAGUUGAGCUAGGGAGAAACGACAGGGAGAAUGAGAGUUUAUCAAAACGGUUCCAUGAUUUUCAGAGAUGGAUGUGGACUGGGACGUACAGCUCAUUACCUUCUUGUGCUAGGAAACAUGGGAAGAAAAGAUGUGAACUGUUAGCGACAUGUGAAGUGUGUGUUGCUUCUUAUCUAUCUGAGUAUACACACUGCACUUCUUGUCACCAAAGAUUAGACAUGGUUGAUAGUUCAGAGAGAAAGAUAUUAAGUUCAGGUUUGACUGCAUCUCCUCUUCCUUUUGGAGUCAGAUUGCUCAAAGCAUUACUUGUUUUUCUUGAGGCAUCUGUUCCAGAUGAAGCUCUUGAAUCAUUCUGGACAGAGGAUAAAAGAAAAAAUUGGGGGUUUAGAUUGAAUGCUUCAUCAUCAUCUGAAGAGAUUUUACAGGUCUUGACUUCCUUAGAGAGUGCAAUCAAGAAAGAAUCUCUGUCAUCCAAUUUUGUAUCAGCAAAGGAGCUCUUGGGAGCUGCUGAUGCUGAUGAUUCAGGAUCAGUGGACGUUUUUCCAUGGAUACCAAAGACAGUAUCAGCGGUUGCUUUGCGACUCUCAGACCUUGAUGCAUCCAUUAUUUACGUGAAGCCAGAGAAACCUGAGAUAACCCCAGAAGAUGAGAAGGAGCAGAUUAGCUUAUACCCUGGAAACUCUCUUAUCAAAAGCAAAGGAGCCAAAGACCAAGACGAGGCUGUUCCAAACUCGGGUAAAAAAAGUAAGAAACGACGAGUCAGAUUUGGUCCUGUAUCAAACAGAAAGGUGAAGAGGAAGAAAGUGCAAGGGAGUUCAAACAUAUUUGUCGCUGGUAGGAGCAAUGUUGCAGUUGAUAGGAACUUAGUGAGCGUUGACGUUGAGAUGAACCAUCAUCAAGUCCCUGGAAGAGGAAAGAGGACGGUUAGAAAAAGACCAGAGAGGAACGAUGAGGACAGUUAUCGCUUAGUCAGCAGAAUGGCUGACAUUGUUAGGCCUAACAGCGAAGAAGUUGAAGAGGAGGAAGAAGAAGAGCAAACAUUCAGAGACAUUAAUAAAGAUUGGGCUAGUGAAACUCCUAGAGAGAUGACGCCUAUGCAGGUGGAUGAUGAAUCAGAGGAUGAUGAUGAUGAUGAGGGUCAGUUUGUGGUUUACAAUCAAAGAAACAAGUGGGGACUAGAUUGGAAUAGUAACACAAAUGAAGCAAUGGAGGCUGAUGAGGAAGAAGUUGUUGGGGUUGAGCGGGUUGGAAGAGAAGAUGUUGCAGAAAUGAGUGAGAGCUCUGAAGAUGAUAAUCAUGAUGUACCUGCUAACAAUGCAGCAGCAAAUAAUUACGAUAGUGGAUCAGAGGAUUACAGCAGCAGUGAUUCAUGAAUUGAGGUGUAGCAUGUGGAGAGGGAAGAAGAUUACAUUCUUGAAGACAUGUUUUCUAGGGAGAAAAGAAAGUGAUUAGUAUCAGAAUAGUUCUCACCAUCAAUAUAAGAAUAUUUCUGAUUGGUUUGGUGAAAUCAAGUAGCCAAGGCAUAUAUAUAUUAGCAAAUGCCUUUGUUAUCGUAAACAUAAUAACUUCAUUGUUUUGUUGAGUAUAAGUUAUGAUUUUUGUGUCAAACUCCAAGGCUUAAUGAUCUCCCUUUCG
Molecule: messenger RNA, 5161 nt
Organism: Eruca vesicaria subsp. sativa (arugula)
Lineage: Eukaryota; Viridiplantae; Streptophyta; Magnoliopsida; Brassicales; Brassicaceae
Source: the annotation of a GenBank genome assembly